Molecule: messenger RNA, 402 nt
Organism: Guyanagaster necrorhizus
Lineage: Eukaryota; Fungi; Basidiomycota; Agaricomycetes; Agaricales; Physalacriaceae
Exons: 5
Coding region: 1-402 (133 amino acids)
Source: RefSeq, a predicted model, not a curated record
AUGGAUACGCACGUAGAGUGGCAAUUCUCAUCCUUCUUUUUCUUCGUUGCUAUUGCCUCCUUGAUCCUAGUCAAACGACAUAAUGAGGAGUCAUCGACUCUAUCGCUCCUCAGUGGCCGCCUCGCUCCCGAGGCGCCCCAUAAUAUUGAGCCUCCCUGGUUAACGGAGCGGAUCAUACAGUUCUGGCAUUCUCAGACGAAUGAUUCGCCAUCGGUUAUGGGAAUGCCUACGCUUGCUGAAGUUGGCCUUGCCAGUUCGUGGAUGAUGGAUAUAGCAAAAGGGUGGUACAGUACAGGCUACAGAAGCAUAGAAGUAGUAAAAGUAGAACAGGGAAUUCAAGCAACCCAGAAAAAUGAGAAGGAUCCAAAUAAGGACGCGAUGAUCCAAGAAGAGUGGGGGUGA